AUGGAAGAAGACAGUACCACGUGGCUGUGGUUCUCAAAAUCCUGUACCUCACAGGAAGCACUAGCAAUGAGUAUGCAGGGCUGCCUGGAGAACGUGAUUGAGUACAAGUCUCCAAAAUACAUACGGGUUGAGGCUGUUACAUGGGCGCGUGUGAAAGGUUGCCUUUAUCUAGUUGCUGCUGUGUUGCUUGGUUCCUUCAUCGCGGUUAACAGGCUCUAUCAGGAGGAGGUGGAUGAAAUUAGCAGCUCAGUUCGCACUAAUGUGAAGGGAGUGGCUUACACAAAGGACAGGAUCUGGGAUAUAGCAGAAUACACUAUACCGAUGCAGGCGACAAACUCUUUUUUUGUGAUGACCAACAUCAUUAUGACAGAGAAUCAACGUAAGCAGAGGUGCCCUGAGUAUCCCUUCGCCAAAGCUAUCUGCUCUUCAGACGAGGGCUGUAAAAAUGGGACCAUAGAUACCCACAGUAAUGGAAUUCAAACAGGAAGAUGUGUGGAUUAUAAUGUAACUUUUAAAACCUGUGAGGUCGAGGCAUGGUGUCCUGUGCAACCCAAUGAAAACCCCCCUGAGCCUGCUGUUCUGAGGAGUUCUGAAGACUUCACUGUGCUAAUAAAGAACAACAUUAACUUCCCAAAAUUUAAUUCCACCAAACUAAAUAUUCCAGAAAAUUUUAAUAAUUCUUGCACAUACAACAAGACAACUUGCCCACUCUGUCCAAUUUUCCGUCUGGGAGACAUUGUUCAAGAAGCAAAUCAGAAGUUUUCUGAGAUGGCAAUAAAGGGAGGAAUCAUUGCCAUUCGGAUUAACUGGGACUGUAACUUGGACAGCUGGAGUUAUAGCUGCAGUCCAAAGUACAGUUUCCAGCGCCUUGAUGACAAUAAAACAAUGCCUGGGUUCCACUUCAGAUAUGCAAGAUACUACAAGACGCCACAUGGGGAGGAGCAGAGAACCCUUUUCGAAGUCUAUGGAAUACGGUUUGAUGUCCUUGUCUUUGGCACAGGUAGAAAAUUUGACAUCAUCAAACUCAUUAAAAACAUUGGGUCCGUGAUCUCCUAUGUUGGUUUGGUUGCGGUUGCCACUGAAAUUGUUAUUUUUGUCAUGAGUCACCCCCGCUGGGGCAAAUCAGAAUUCUACAAAACUUACAUCAGGAAAAAGUAUGAGACUGUGCUGAAUCCAACAGAGGUGAUGUAUGUGUCCCAUGUUGAUGAGCCACACAUUAUCUUGAUAAAGACACCUCUGAAAACAAGCUUGCAGCAUGCUGAAGGCAGCAUUGUUGAGAGCCACCCUGUGAAAUUCUUUGAUGCUGACAGCUUCUGCACCAGCGAGUCCAACGAAAAACAGGAUAAUGAGGGAUCUGAGCCACCGAGUGCCACUGAGUCCGCAGAGAACGAUGAUAAAGAAAAAUACGAGCUGAAGCAACCUCUCACAGGGGAGGCCUCUUCCUCGGACUGCCAAAAGUGGUGCUGCUGUGGCAAAUGCCAGCCAACACAGAAGUACCACAAGCAGCUCUGCUGCCGAAGGAAAAAAGGGCAGUGCAUCACAACUUCCCCUUGGUUUCAGCAGCUGGUGCUCUCUCGUCACACCCUGAAGAAAGCCCUUCUCUACAAAGAUCCCUUUGUGGACUUGACAGGUGGCAACAUCAACAACCAGCUGCGGCACCUUGCUUACAAGCAAUACGUUCGCUGGCGCUUUGGCUUUUUUGAGCUGGAAGACAGAGCCAUCAUACCAAGCUGCUGCAGGUGGAGCCACCCUGUGAAAUUCUUUGAUGCUGACAGCUUCUGCACCAGCGAGUCCAACGAAAAACAGGAUAAUGAGGGAUCUGAGCCACCGAGUGCCACUGAGUCCGCAGAGAACGAUGAUAAAGAAAAAUACGAGCUGAAGCAACCUCUCACAGGGGAGGCCUCUUCCUCGGACUGCCAAAAGUGGUGCUGCUGUGGCAAAUGCCAGCCAACACAGAAGUACCACAAGCAGCUCUGCUGCCGAAGGAAAAAAGGGCAGUGCAUCACAACUUCCCCUUGGUUUCAGCAGCUGGUGCUCUCUCGUCACACCCUGAAGAAAGCCCUUCUCUACAAAGAUCCCUUUGUGGACUUGACAGGUGGCAACAUCAACAACCAGCUGCGGCACCUUGCUUACAAGCAAUACGUUCGCUGGCGCUUUGGCUUUUUUGAGCUGGAAGACAGAGCCAUCAUACCAAGCUGCUGCAGGUGGAAAAUUAAACAUACUUAUCCCAAAUAAGUCAACA
Molecule: messenger RNA, 2242 nt
Organism: Calidris pugnax (ruff)
Lineage: Eukaryota; Metazoa; Chordata; Aves; Charadriiformes; Scolopacidae
Gene: P2RX7
Product: purinergic receptor P2X, ligand gated ion channel, 7
Exons: 14
Coding region: 1-2235 (744 amino acids)
Biological process (GO): monoatomic cation transmembrane transport; response to ATP
Cellular component (GO): plasma membrane; nuclear inner membrane
Molecular function (GO): ATP binding; extracellularly ATP-gated monoatomic cation channel activity; purinergic nucleotide receptor activity
Source: RefSeq, a predicted model, not a curated record